AACGGAUGUAUUCGUCUUUGUUGCUACACGGCAUCAUAAGUUGUACGCACUGGUUUCCGGCUGGUGCUGUUACCAUUUGCGCGGUGCUUGUGAAUACAUUCGUGUGAUGUAACUGAUCAUGUGAUUUUCGCCUGACUCCUGGUUAAAGCUGUGAUGUCGUGUGGGCCCGCGCCCCCUCCCGUGCCCCCUCCCGCGCCCCUGCGCUUUGGGCAGGUGGUGAUCGGGCCGGCCGGCUCGGGGAAGACCACGUACUGCCGCGGCAUGGCGGAGUUCCUGCGGCUGCUGGGGCGGAAGGUGGCGGUGGUGAACCUGGACCCGGCGAGCGAGGGAGUGCCGUUCGCGUGCGCGGUGGACGUGUCCGAGCUGGUGGCGCUGGGGGACGUGAUGGACGGGCUGCGGCUCGGCCCCAACGGGGGCCUGCUGUACUGCAUGGAGUACCUGGAGGCCAACCUGGACUGGCUCCGGGCCCGGCUGCAGCCACUCGCUGACCACUACGUCCUGUUCGACUGCCCCGGCCAGGUGGAGCUCUACACCCACCAGACCUCCGUGAAGAACAUCUUCGCUCAGCUCGCCCAGUGGAACUUCAGGCUGACGGCGGUGCACCUUGUAGACUCUCAUUACUGUGCCGAUCCUGCCAAGUUUAUCUCUGUCCUCUGCACAUCGCUGUCCACCAUGCUACACGUGGAGCUGCCCCAUGUGAACGUGCUCUCCAAGAUGGACCUGAUCGAGCAGUACGGCAAGCUGGCCUUUAACCUGGACUUCUACACGGAGGUGAUGGACCUCUCCUACCUGCUGGAGCACCUGGCAGCCGACCCCUUCUUUAAGAAGUUCCUUCGUCUGAACCAGAAGCUGGCCGAGGUCAUCCAGGACUACAGCCUGGUGUCUUUCGUCCCACUUAACGUGCAGGACAAAGACAGCAUGCUGCAGGUGAUGCGGGUGGUGGAUAAGGCCAAUGGAUGUUGCUACGGCGACCUGGAGGAACGGAACAUCCAGGCCAUGAUGUCCGCUGCUGUGGGGGCGGAGUUCCACUUCGAUGCCACUCUGGGAGUUCAGGAGAGGUACGUGGGAGCCAGUGAGCAAACCAUCGAGGAGGAAGUGCGAGACCUGUAGCCACGCACGCACGCACGCACGCACGCACGCACGUGUGCACGGACAGACAGACACAGGGAUGGAUUGAUGGUCCUGGUUGCCUGGAUACUGAUGCUGCCCCUCAAGACUUCAGGGGUGAACAGAAACGCACGAACCCCACGGCCAGUGGACCUGUAAAAGACAGCUGUGCUCUUUGUCUCCCCCAGGAGGGCAUUCUGAGCAGUGCACCCACUGGAGACCCAUGUCUCUAACCCUGUGCCCUGACCCUAACCCCAACCCUGUGCCCUAACCCUGUGCCCUGACCCUAACCCCAACCCUGUGCCCUGACCCUAACCCUAACCCCAACCCUGUGCCCUGACUCUAACCCUAACCCCAACCCUGUGCCCUGACCCUAACCCCAACCCCAACCCUGUGCCCUGACCCUAACCCCAAACCUGUGCCCUGACUCUAACCCCAACCCUGUGCCCUGACCCUAACUCUAACCCUGUGCCCUGACCCCAACCCCAACCCUGUGCCCUGACUCUAACCCUGUGCCCUGACUCUAACCCUAACCCCAACCCUGUGCCCUGACCCUAACCCCAACCCUGUGCCCUGACCCUAACCCCAACCCUGUGCCCUGACCCUGACCCUAACCCCAACCCUGUGCCCUGACUCUAACCCCAACCCUGUGCCCUGACCCCAACCCCAACCCUGUGCCCUGACUCUAACCCUGUGCCCUGACUCUAACCCCAACCCUGUGCCCUGACCCCAACCCCAACCCUGUGCCCUGACUCUAACCCUGUGCCCUGACUCUAACCCCAACCCUGUGCCCUGACCCCAACCCCAACCCUGUGCCCUGACUCUAACCC
This is a messenger RNA of Conger conger (European conger), 1937 nucleotides long. It is a transcript of the gene gpn2, whose product is annotated as GPN-loop GTPase 2. Lineage: Eukaryota; Metazoa; Chordata; Actinopteri; Anguilliformes; Congridae. Gene Ontology annotation, cellular component: cytoplasm. The record is from RefSeq and is a predicted model, not a curated record. The transcript is spliced from 6 exons. Bases 154 to 1110 code for a protein of 318 amino acids. Gene Ontology annotation, molecular function: GTPase activity.